Molecule: messenger RNA, 3546 nt
Organism: Heterostelium album PN500
Lineage: Eukaryota; Evosea; Eumycetozoa; Acytosteliales; Acytosteliaceae
Exons: 17
Coding region: 1-3546 (1181 amino acids)
Biological process (GO): Golgi organization; protein secretion
Cellular component (GO): Golgi apparatus
Source: RefSeq, a predicted model, not a curated record
AUGAUUUAUGGAUUGUCUUUUGAUGUUUUAAGUCAGAAUUUGUGCUCCGACUUUACAGUUUCAAAUACUUUAAAGCUAACCUGUCAAGUCAAUACUACAACUUCUCAAGAAUAUAUUACGCAAAUAUUUAUUGAUGAUUCAUAUACUUUUACAGAUCAUGGAGAACCAGAUGUAAUAAAUCAAUUGGUUUUUACAAAUCUUAAGUACAUUUUGUUUGGCUCUACCAAAGUAAAGAAUCCAACAUACAAUCUAUUGUCGCUGCUAGAUAACAGUGAAAACAAAUUGCUUAAUAAUAUCGGUCUAAAUGGAUUAGAUGUUUAUAUCCCAAACAAAUUCCCAAAUUUUAUUAAUCUAAACACAAUAACUUUAAAUAAUAAUCUUAUUAAAUCGAAUGUAUCAAAUUCAAUAUUCAGAUCACCAAUGAGAUCAUUUUAUUUCAAUCAAAUUAAAUUCGAUCCAAAUUGCUAUUUAAAUUUUGAUACAACUCUAGUAUCUCCUAUAACAGAAGUAACUUUGAGCAAUAUUUAUGCUAAUUUCCAGUCACCUUGGAAUUCCAACUUGUCAAUAAUUACUUUAGGAAAUUGUGAAUUUUCAAUUACCGAUUUCAGUGUAUUUCCCAAGUUGAACACUUUAUCUUUAAAGAACGUCAAUACUUUACUUCCAAUCCAAUCAUGGUUUAAAAAUUCUUCUGGUGGCACAAUUUUGAUCGAUGAUGAUAAUUUAUCUGGUGUACUUGGAGAUAUUGGUGUUGUUCAACCAAAAUCAAUAGCUAUAUUUGGCACUCCAAGUGUCACCACCCAACUUUAUCCAUCGUAUUGUAAUACCAUUUUAACUUUAAAGAAUGUAACACUUUCACCUGCUACAGUACCUGACUGUUUUUAUUGCUAUUGGAGUCAAACCAAUAGUACAUUACCAUCGCAAAUACCACCUCCACAACCUGGUUUUAUUUGUAAUAUUUCUUUAAAUAGUCUUACCUAUACAGUAAAUAAAUCAUUAAAUUAUUUUGAUAUUUUUGGAACCAAUCUUGGAUAUGGGUUGGAUGUUGUUCCUAGCGAUAAGCUUAGUGUUGUCAUUCCGAAUAAACAAUUUCGAUACACCUAUCCAACACCAUACGGUAGUACUGUAAUAACAUUUAGCAGCCAAUUCCAAUCACAAUUCAGCAUUAAAUGGGGAUCAGAAACUGUUGCAAAUUACGCUCAAUCUUUUCCUAGUGGAAGUGAGACAAAAAUUACAGUACAUGGUACUUUUCCAUCUGGUGAAUGGAAUUACGUAGUUAAAGCGAAUGGUGCAACUCCUUCUUACAGUCGGAAUGAAACAACAAUUGAUAUUACUCUGCAAAGUUCUACUACUGAGCCAGUAUUAAUAGAAAUUUCCACUGAAAUUGUAACGUUAACACUUUAUUCAGCUUUUGAAUUUAAAAUUAAAUCAAUUAGUAAUAUAACAAGUAAUGGAGGAAAUGUUGAUAUUGAAGGUAACUUUGGUCAGAAUCCAUAUCAAGUUUCUGCUCUGGCCAAAGGAAAUUCAUCAGACACCUUUAGUUGUACUUUUGUUUCUAUUAAUUCUACGGUUUAUAUUUGUACAAUUAAAGGUCCAAUUAAAUAUGCUUCAUUGGACAUGCUGGUUUCAGCCAAUGGUUAUACAGCAGGUGUUAAUUUAACAGUUAAUAAAGUUGUUGUUCCACCUCUUGAUGAUUGUGGAACCGAUUCAAAAUGUAAUGGAAAUGGGCAAUGUGUAUCUGGUAGAUGUCAAUGUUACAGAAAUUUCAAUGGUUACUAUUGUGAGUCAGCGAUUGAUACUGGUGUCAAGAUCACACCCAAUGAAAAACAACCUGCACCAACCAUAGUUACAAAAGAAGGUCUUGGAUUUAAGUUCAAUAUCAUCGCCAUACAAGAGUUGAACUCUCAAGAGAUGGUUGUAAAUGAAAUCAAUACAACACAAUGGAAUUACAAUGUCGAUGUCAAACAAAAUCUAACAACUCAUCAGUAUCUUCUUGCCAACCAGAAUCCUGGUGCGACUCAUGCUGUGCGAGCAUUGAUCGACCAUUCGACAUCUGACAGAACCGUAGAGUUUGCCGGUGAAACAACGAUGUAUCCAGCCAAUACACUCAAACUCAGCAUAGAAGUUAGCAAUUGGAAUUACUCUGACCGACUCAACCAUCUAAGAGUUGUUAUGGUCACUCAGAUUGCGAUGAUGGCACCGCCAACUGGCUGCGAAUCUACCGCGCCGAAACAAGACAUUGGAACCGACGACAAAUCCAAUAUCAAAUUCAUCAAGUUGACUAUCAACGAUCGUUCGUUCUACGGUCGGUUCCUCUCGGUUGGUUUGGCCGACAAGACACCGGUGACAGCGAUCAACGAGAUCAUUUCAAACAACGAUAACUACACCGAUACAGUCAUAGGUAUUAGCAUACCGUAUUGUACGGAGUGUGUAGUCGAUCCAGACUUUUCUGUACUAUUAAACACUGGUGAAGAUAACAGUGGCCAAGGAUGCAACGGCGGCAGUUCUAAAGCCAGACCAUCAAAGACUAUGAUGAUUGCCAUCAUAGUAAGUGUAGUCGGUGCCAUAAUGAUAGCGACAAUAGUAGCAGUCGUUCUCUACUAUAAGAAGAAAGAGAAAAUAAGAUUCCUAAUGUUCAACCUUACCAACAAGAGUAAAAUGAGAGAAACCUCUAGAAAAUACUCUAAACAAACAAUCAAAUUGAAAAUGAAACUUUGCAUAAUAUUAUUAUACUUAAUUAUUACUCGUACAGAUGAAUUUUUUGACAGACCCACAGAACCUCUUUCUGCAUGGGUGUUAAAUAAUGAUUAUAACAAUAGUAAUAAUAAUAAUAAUAAUAAUAAUAUAAAGAUAUAUGGUGGUAGAGAUCUUAAACAAGGUGGUUCUUGGUUAGGUAUCAAUACAAAAGGUCAAUUUGCAGUUGUAUUAAACUAUAGAUCCAUAAAAAAUAUAGUAGAACCAAUCUAUCCCAAGAGCAGAGGUUCCGUUAUUGAGGACUAUUUGUUAUCAGGUGAAACUCCACAACAAUACCUUACAAAGUUGAAAGAAGAGAUUGAUCAAUAUGGUCCGUUCAAUGUGUUUGUUGGCGAUGUUAACACUGGAGUUUGUCUGUAUCUCUGUAAUAGUGCAACCAAUGACAUCAGUAACGACAUCAUUGAGCUAAAGAAAGGUGUACUCUAUGGUAUUUCCAAUGGUUUUAUUGAUCAUAAAUGGCCAAAAGUUUCUAGAGGAUUACAUCUUUUGAAAGAGUUAAAAUUGAAUGAAUUAAUACCAAAUGGAAUACCAGAUAAACAUAGCUAUGAAACAUUGUUUAAACUGAUGGCUGACAAUGAGAAAUCAUAUGAAUCACUUACCAACAUAUAUCCAAAAGAGAUCGAGCAUAAACUAUCGUCAAUCUACGUCGAUGAAAUAACAAUUGCUGGUAGAACCUACGGUACAAGAACAACAUCAAUCAUCAUAGUAGAUCAACAAAACAAUGUUUACAUGUCAGAGAUCGACAGACAAGAAAACAAAGUCUAUAAUAUUCAAUUUGAAAUAGACAUUAAUUAA